GGAAAAGCAGCGGCACAAGUACCCAAGGGACAGAAAGAGAGAGGUGGGGGCGGAUGACAAGAAACGGUGACAACAUCUAGAGUGAGUGACGGCAGGAGCGGUGAAGAAGGCAAAGAGACAUCACAACUACUAGCAAGACAGACCUGCCGUAAGAGCCCGACGCACAUUGUUGUGAAGCCGUUACACAGCUGACCCGACACACCGAGAAACACGCACGAGGAGACGACUCACAAGUUCACCUUCACUGUGCAUGACAAAGUCCGUGAUGGCUGGCACUUUGCUGGCAAGGAGGAGAGCCCAAGUUCUGGCAGGCCUGCUGUUGACCCUGGCAACGGUUGCCAACGGGCUGAUGGUGCGGCAGUUGCCGGGCGAUGGUGAUGAUGCUGAAGCUCGGGGGGAUGCUGUGAAGCAGCUACUGAGGAGGGUGAAGAGGGGCUGGGUGUGGAACCAGUUCUUUGUCCUGGAGGAGUACACUGGGUUGGAGCCUCUCUACAUCGGCAAGCUGCACUCGGACAUGGACCAAGGGGACGGCAACAUCCUCUACAUCCUGUCAGGGGACGGCGCCAACACCACCUUCACCAUCGACGACAGCACUGGGGACAUCCACGCCAUCCAGAGGCUGGACCGGGAGGUCAAGUCCCAGUACGUGCUCCGAGCCCAGGCAAGGAACCGUCAGACGGGCCUGCCCCUCGAACCCGAGUCCGAGUUCAUCGUCAAGAUCCAGGACAUCAAUGACAACGAACCCAAGUUCCUGGAUGGACCCUACACGGCCACUGUGCCAGAAAUGUCACCAAUAGGGACGUCUGUGAUCCAGUUAACGGCGACCGAUGCUGAUGACCCCACGUAUGGUAACAGCGCCAGAGUGGUCUACAGCAUCCUUCAAGGGCAGCCCUACUUCUCAGUAGAGCCUAAGACAGGUAUAGUGCGUGUGUCCUUGGCCGAUAUGGACCGGGAGGUGCGGGAUGUCUACCAGGUGGUGAUCCAGGCCAAAGACAUGGGAGGGCAGCUGGGGGGUCUGGCGGGGACCACCACAGUCAACAUCACCCUCAGUGACGUAAAUGACAACCCACCCAAGUUCUCCCAGAAACUUUACCAGAUGAGCAUUCCGGAAUCGGCCCCGGUAGGUUCCGUGGUGGGACGCAUCCAAGCGAAGGACCGCGACGAGGGCGUGAACGCUCAGAUGACCUACCGUAUCAUUGACGGAGACGGCCGAGACACAUUCAAGAUCGCCAACGACCCCACCAACAUGCUCGGCAUCAUCACUGUGAAAAAGAGCCUGAACUUCGAGGGCAAGCAGAGCUACACGCUGAAGGUGGAGGGCUCCAACACACACUUGGACCCUCGCUACUCCCACAAGGGCCCGUAUAGAGACGUCACCAUUGUGCACAUCAGCGUCGAGGAUGUAGACGAGCCGCCGGAGUUCCGCGUGCCAUUCUACUACGUGGAGGUGUUGGAGGACGCCGAGAUCGGAACCAUCUUCACCUCCGUGUCGGCCCGGGACCCUGACGCUGCCAACAACUCCAUCAGGUACUCCAUAGAGAGAUUCAGCGACCCCGGGAAAUACUUCUACAUUGACAUCACAUCCGGGUCACUGAUGACCCUGCUGCCACUGGACAGAGAGGAGAAGGCCUGGCACAACAUUAGUGUGCUGGCCAUGGAAAUGAAUAAUCCCAGUCAAAUCGGAAGUGUCUUUGUAGCAAUAAGGAUUAUGGAUGUCAACGACAACCCACCUCUACUCACACACUACUAUGAGGCCUUUGUGUGUGAGAAUGCCAAAGCUGGACAGUUGAUCCAGACUAUCACAGCGACAGACUCUGACGACCCAAUAGGAGGCCAGCAUUUCUACUACAGCCUGGCGCCUGAAGCUAUCAACAACCCCAACUUCACCAUCAGAGACAACCAAGACAACUCUGCGUGGGUGCUGACGCGUCGCGGCGGUUGGUCGCAGCGAGAGCAGAGCGUCUUCCAGCUGCCCAUCCAGGUGUCGGACGGCGAGGUGCCGGUGCAGAGCAGCACGGCCACGCUGACGGUGCGCGUGUGCAGCUGCGACGCCGACGACAACGUGCUGUCCUGCAGCGCCGAGGCCUACACGCUGCCCGCCAGCCUCAGCCGCGGGGCGCUCAUCGCCAUCCUGGCCUGCAUCCUGGUCCUCCUGGUCAUGAUCCUGCUGAUGUUGUCUUUGAGGAGUCAUCGUAAGAAGCCGUACCUGACUGAUGAGGAGGAGAACGUUCACGAGAACAUUGUGCGCUAUGACGAUGAGGGCGGUGGUGAGGAGGACACGGAGGCCUUCGACAUCGCCGCGCUCUGGAACCCUCGGGAGGCCCAGGCCACACCUCCCCACGGCCACGCCCACCGACACCCGGGGUCAUGGUCAUGCAGACAGGACAUGCAGCCGGAGAUCCAGACGCUGUCGCGGCACGUGCCCCAGGCCCCCCUGCUGCCCCCGGCCAGCCUGGCCCUGGCGGACGGUGGCGGCUGCGGGGUGCACGGCUACGUGCUGGCCAAGCUGUACGAGGCCGACCUGGACCCCUGUGCGCCGCCCUACGACUCGCUGCAGACCUACGCCUACGAGGGCGAGGGCUCGGUGGCCGACUCGCUCAGCUCGCUGCAGUCGGCCGCCUCGCACGCCGACCACGACUACGACUACCUGAGCGAGUGGGGGCCGCGCUUCUACAAGCUGGCCCAGAUGUACGGAGCUGUGGACGAGCACGCCGGGCCCUGCUAGCAUCUCCAGCAGGACGCAGCACACAG
Engraulis encrasicolus (European anchovy) is the source of this 2751-nucleotide messenger RNA. Its product is annotated as cadherin-20-like. Bases 251 to 2725 code for a protein of 824 amino acids. The transcript is spliced from 12 exons. Lineage: Eukaryota; Metazoa; Chordata; Actinopteri; Clupeiformes; Engraulidae. The record is from RefSeq and is a predicted model, not a curated record. Gene Ontology annotation, molecular function: cadherin binding; calcium ion binding. Gene Ontology annotation, cellular component: catenin complex; plasma membrane; adherens junction. Gene Ontology annotation, biological process: homophilic cell-cell adhesion; cell-cell adhesion mediated by cadherin; adherens junction organization.